CACGGACCUAACAAUUAAUGCAAUUUGCGCCAACCCGAUACACAGUCUGGGUCCCUUCUUUGAUCACGCGGAGUCUGUACUCGCAAUCAAUGUGGGUCAACCUGUUACGAGUCUACAGCAGCACGGUGUCUGGCGACUAGCAACCACACAGUAUCAAUUACCUCGGUUCCCCGCACUGGAAACAUACUUGAUGUUUUGUCAAUGACAACUCCUUCCCUGAAAGUUGCUGUCUACCCUAAUUAUGCAUGAUAAGGUUCACAUACUGUCACUUCAUCUCCGCCAACUCACCGCAGCCACAAGAACAUGAUUUCCACCCCUCUAAUUCCUUGACACUCAUGAGUCCAGAUCACCUGUAUAGUGGGGUUAUGAAAUGGCCUAUAGAUCAUCGAGCGGGCAAAGGGUUUACUGAAUCCACGACACCGCCGAUCCCCGAGCGUCGCUGGACAUCGGAGAAUUUUAGACUUUUUUUCCUUCUUCCUUCGCGACCAUCAUACCAUCCGCAAUACAGGAACCGCGAUCGACACCACCACUACCAAAGCCGGAAGAUAUCGGAAAAAGGACGCGGCAACGGAAAAAGUCCCUGGGUUUACAGCCAACUCUCAACCCACGUUAUCAGGCAGAUCUCUACCCAACAAUCAAACCAACCUUGGUACGAUCUGUCCCAGGUCCUCGGACCCAGUCCGCUUCGAUCGCAGCAAACUCUAUUUCGCUUCGUGCCGAUAUUGCGUAUGACGUGUUUCCUUUGGCGGGAAGCCAUCCUCGUAAAGAGGGAAAUAUAGUAUAUUGUGGCUGGAGUUGUAAUCAACCACGGGGCCACUCUUAGACCUCGUCGCCGGUUAUGCAUGCCUGUCGAUCCUAUCGCCUCCUCGUGCAAUACCUUAUAAUUACCACUAUACUUCUUUAGGAAGUAUGUGCGUCGAGGCCCGGGCCCGCUAUUCUGCAGUCCUCAGCCUGGACCAUUCACUAAACCUACGGGGUGUUUAACAAUCCGUAGCGAAAUUAAG
This is a messenger RNA of Aspergillus vadensis CBS 113365, 1004 nucleotides long. RefSeq lists its product as uncharacterized. NCBI's taxonomy places the organism in Eukaryota, Fungi, Ascomycota, Eurotiomycetes, Eurotiales, Aspergillaceae. The coding region runs from base 246 to 779 and encodes 177 amino acids. The record is from RefSeq and is a predicted model, not a curated record. The transcript has a single exon.